GCGGGCAUCUGCUGCGUAUCCUGCUCGGGGCGUCCGCACAGCCUCGAUGUUCCAGCUGCCCAUCUUGAAUUUCAGCCCCCAGCAAGUGGCCGGGGUAUGCGAGACCCUGGAGGAAAGCGGCGAUGUGGAGCGCCUGGGUCGCUUCCUGUGGUCGCUGCCCGUGGCCCCGGCGGCCUGUGAGGCCCUCAACAAGAACGAGUCGGUGCUGCGCGCGAGAGCCAUAGUGGCCUUCCACGGUGGCAACUACCGCGAACUCUACCAUAUCCUGGAAAAUCAUAAGUUUACUAAGGAAUCGCACGCCAAGCUGCAGGCGCUGUGGCUGGAGGCGCAUUACCAGGAGGCAGAGAAGCUGCGUGGACGGCCCCUGGGGCCCGUAGACAAGUACCGGGUAAGGAAGAAGUUCCCGCUGCCGAGGACCAUUUGGGAUGGCGAACAGAAGACGCACUGCUUCAAGGAGCGCACGCGGCACCUGCUUCGAGAGUGGUACCUUCAGGACCCAUAUCCCAACCCCAGCAAAAAGCGCGAGCUCGCCCAGGCAACUGGACUGACCCCCACGCAGGUGGGCAACUGGUUCAAAAACCGCCGACAAAGAGAUCGGGCGGCGGCAGCCAAAAACAGACUCCAGCAGCAGGUUCUGUCGCAGGGCUCCGGGCGGGUGCUACGUUCCGAGGCUGAGGGCACGCCAGAGGUGUUGGGCGUCGCCUCCAGCCCGGCUGCUAGUCUGUCCAGCAAGGCGGCCACUUCGGCCAUCUCCAUCACGUCCAGCGACAGCGAAUGCGACAUCUGA
Messenger RNA from Onychomys torridus (southern grasshopper mouse), 787 nucleotides. It is a transcript of the gene Six6, whose product is annotated as SIX homeobox 6. Gene Ontology annotation, molecular function: DNA-binding transcription factor activity, RNA polymerase II-specific; RNA polymerase II cis-regulatory region sequence-specific DNA binding. The transcript is spliced from 2 exons. The coding region runs from base 47 to 787 and encodes 246 amino acids. The record is from RefSeq and is a predicted model, not a curated record. Lineage: Eukaryota; Metazoa; Chordata; Mammalia; Rodentia; Cricetidae. Gene Ontology annotation, cellular component: transcription regulator complex; nucleus. Gene Ontology annotation, biological process: eye development; regulation of transcription by RNA polymerase II.